Molecule: messenger RNA, 462 nt
Organism: Lachancea mirantina
Lineage: Eukaryota; Fungi; Ascomycota; Saccharomycetes; Saccharomycetales; Saccharomycetaceae
Source: the annotation of a GenBank genome assembly
AUGGGAUCACAGACUUCGAAGCCGGCAGAAACGCGUGUUUUUACACCUCAGAGUCAAGUGGAUUUUACCAGUACCCUUUUAGCGCAACUUGAAAAUGCUACGGAAAUCGAUUAUACGCGACAACAAUUGGCUGACAAGUACCUUGAGCAACGAGUUUCGGAGAAAUUAGUGCAAUUGGAGGAAGAAACGCUCAAGAAAUUCGAAAAUAAGUUAAAUACUUCACUUUUAGCGGAAAAUUUGGGCAAGGAAAACGAGAUUUCCUCGCAUUCUUUGAGUGACAAGGUUGACGCUCUGAAACAACGUCUGGCAAAAUUAGAGCAGUCACAUACGUCUGGUACUGUCAGUGAUGCCACUGACAAACUUCAAAAAGCGAUUGUACAAUGUCUUGUAGAUAACAAGGGCAAACCUUUGAACUGCUAUGAAGAAAUCCAAGCAUUUAAGAAAUUGACUUGGGGUCAAUAA